This is a messenger RNA of Neopelma chrysocephalum (saffron-crested tyrant-manakin), 1269 nucleotides long. RefSeq names its product myocyte-specific enhancer factor 2B-like. Gene Ontology annotation, molecular function: protein dimerization activity; DNA-binding transcription factor activity, RNA polymerase II-specific; RNA polymerase II cis-regulatory region sequence-specific DNA binding. Gene Ontology annotation, biological process: positive regulation of transcription by RNA polymerase II. NCBI's taxonomy places the organism in Eukaryota, Metazoa, Chordata, Aves, Passeriformes, Pipridae. The record is from RefSeq and is a predicted model, not a curated record. The transcript has 9 exons. The coding region runs from base 52 to 1269 and encodes 405 amino acids.
CGAGGAGGACGAGCCGCUGUCCCGCCCCGAAACCCGGCGCGGGAGGCGAAAAUGGGCCGUAAAAAAAUCCAGAUCAGCCGAAUAUUGGACCAGAGGAACCGGCAGGUGACGUUCACCAAGCGGAAAUUCGGGCUGAUGAAGAAGGCCUACGAGCUGAGCGUGCUGUGCGACUGCGAGAUCGCCCUCAUCAUCUUCAACAGCACCAACCGGCUCUUCCAAUACGCCAGCACCGACAUGGACAAGGUGCUGCUCAAGUACACGGAGUACAGCGAGCCCCACGAGAGCCGCACCAACUCCGACAUCCUCGAGACGCUGAAGCGCAAGGGGCUGGGGCUGGAGAGCCACGAGCUGGAGCUGGACGAGGGCCCGGAGCCGGGGGACAAGGGGAGGAGGCUGAGCGAGGGCGUGGACCUGUCGGUGGCACGGAACAGGUUCUACAGCCCGGUGCCGCUGCCCGAGGCCGCCUACGGCAGCUCCCCCCCGGCCACGGACACGGCCCUGGGCAGUGCCAGCAGCUCCCCCCAGAGCCAGGGCCGCUCCCCUGCCUUCAAACCAGCAGCCCCAAAGCCCCCAGGACGGUCCCCGGGGCCGCUGCCCCCAGGUCUCGGCUACCCCCUGUUCCCCGCGGGAGGCCUGAACCGAGCCCUGGCCACCAAGACCCCCCCCCCGCUGUACCUGGGGGCCGAGGGCCGGCGCGGGGAAGCCCAGGGCAACCUGGCGAGCGCCCGGGGCGGCGGCAGCACCGCGCGGCCGCUGUACCCGGCCCUGCAGACCCUGAGCCCCGUCCUCGCCCCGGGCAGCUCCAGCAUCCCCAGCCACGGCCUCGCCGGCUUCCCCUUCCUCAGCCCGGCCCAGGCGGAUUUCGGGGCUGGCGAGGUCCCGCCGCCCCCCGGGUUCCUGCAGCCCGGCCCCCCGGCGUGGCAGCACCCCCGGGACAUGGCAGCGCUGGGGGUCGGCAGCCGGAUCGUCUCUGCCGAAGACCCUCCCCCGGCCCCCGGCUCCUCCCCGCAGCACCCAGCCGUCAGCAUCAAGUCGGAGCGGGUCUCCCCGGGGCUGGGCUGCCCCUCGGGCACCCCCCAGCCCCCCCUGGCCAGCCUGGCGUCCCUCAGCGAAGCCUCCCGAGGCCCCGGAGACCUCCAGCCCCGGGAUGACUACGCCAAGGGGUACCCCUACCCCCUCGGUGCCCACCCCCGGCCGCCGGCAGGGGAGGAGCAGAGGGUCGCGGUGCCCCCGCGGCGGGCGCAGCCCAUGGACGUUUGGCAGAGAUAG